This is a messenger RNA of Mizuhopecten yessoensis (Yesso scallop), 1998 nucleotides long. RefSeq lists its product as uncharacterized. The transcript has 2 exons. Bases 259 to 1998 code for a protein of 579 amino acids. The record is from RefSeq and is a predicted model, not a curated record. Lineage: Eukaryota; Metazoa; Mollusca; Bivalvia; Pectinida; Pectinidae.
UAUGGCAGCGCCCUACAUGUAGGCAUGCUACAUAUUCUUAUUUACAACCUUUUGGUUAAACUGUGCUAGUUCACACUUUCAUUUCACCGCUUCAUGUCCAUGUGGGGUCUGUACCAGACAACAUUAACUGCUUUUGUCAUCUGUACCAGAUACAUGUUGAUUUUCGGAAUAAAUGGACAAAUUGGUGACACUAUCUGUGAUUGUGGUUCAUAUGUCAAUCGUGCGACAGAAUAGUGAAAUGAAAGUACACAGCUAGCCAUGGCAGAGGAACAGGAGCAUUUGGAUACCGCGAGGAUAAGAACCCUCUCGAUUAAGGCCGAUGAGAAUUAUUUGGUAGCCUGUGAGAGGUACAUUAAGAAAAUAGACUCCAUAUGCUGUAAGUUGAAAAACACUGUGGCUGAACUUAGUACUGUUGAAACAAGUGAUAAAACACAAGUCCAAGAAUGGAGAGUGAAACUUUGUGCAAUAAGAAAAGAAUAUGAAAUUCUGUCCUAUGAAUAUCUGGGCUUUUUACAGAGAACACACACUGAAAAUAGUUUAUGUAAAUACAAUGAACAUAAAAACAACAUGACAUCCAUGAAUGAGACUGUAAAAGACGCCAUGGACUCAAUUAGGGACAUUCCUACUUCAAAGGAUCCAGUUUCUGAGGAAAUUGACAAUUCUGUGAAAGUAAGGAAGAGUAGUGUUAGCUCUCAUAGUGUUACUACAAGCGGAAAAUCCAAAACCAGUAUAGCAACACAGAAACGUGCUAAAGCUGAGGCAGCACGAGCUAGCUUAGAGAUUGCUAAAAAGGAGGUCCUUCUAAGGAAACAGAUGGCAGCUCUUGAGGAGGAGGGUAGAUUGGCCGAAGCUAAGAAGGACAGAAUUAAGGCCGAGUACAAUGCUGACCUUACAUUGCUGGCCGAGGAAAAGGAAGUGGCUGCGGCAGAUGCUGAGGCUUCAUAUUUAGAGUCAGAGUCUGGCAGUGUCAGAUCUAGAGGUUCUUUUAUCUUGCAUCAUUCAAUACCUACACGUAUCUCUAACACAGAAGAAAUGACGAGACAGUAUGUGGCUAGUCUACCAGAUUGGAAUGUGCAGGAUAAAGGUAAUUUACAUGUAUCACAGACUGAAGGUGAAAUAUACACAAACAUUCAGAACAUUACGCAUACUGUCCCCAUGGAUACACAGAUGCAGCAGUCAGUGGUAUUGGCACCUAAAGCACCACCCUUCAUACCUCAUAGAGCUAGCAAAGAUUGUUCAGUGAAACCAGACACUGAAGCUUUAACAUCUUUCCUGUUGAAGAAAGAGCUGUUGCUACAGCGACUCUACAAGUUUGAUGAUGAGCCUCCAUCUUUUGUUGUAUGGAAGGCUAGCUUUAAUAGUGUUACACAAGAACUUAAGGUGAACUCAUUUGUGCAGUUAGACUUGUUGGUGAAGUAUCUUGGAAAGGAAUCUUCCUUAUAUGCCCAGAGUUUACGCACGUCUAAUGCCAGAAAUCCUGAACGUGCUGUGAGGUUAAUAUGGGAGCGUUUAGAGGAAAGAUAUGGGUGCCCUGAGAUGAUUGAGUUUGCUCUUAAGUCAAAACUGGAAAAGUUCCCUGUGUUGUCAAACGAGGACAAUAAGAAACUAUAUGAGCUCAGCGACGUACUGGAUGAGGUUCUGUCAGCGAAGGAAGAUCCUAGGUUCGCUGUACAGUUCGCUGUGUUUGACUCAUCACGUGGGGUGAAUAGUAUUGUUGCGAAAUUACCUUACAACAUUCAACAGAAAUGGGUGACACAUGCAUCUAGAUACAAGAAACAGAGGAAUAUUCCUUAUCCAUCUUUCUCUGUAUUUGUUGAGUUCAUUCACGACGUCUGCAAAAUAAGAAAUGACCCAGCAUUCAAUUGGAAGCCGUACCUGUACCUAAUCAGAAGAAGGAGAAAUCUGCUCCCCAGCGUAAAAAUGACAAAGUGUUUGUGGUCAACCGGAAAACUGGUGUUCAGGAGGAACAGACAGAGACCAACAAAGACAACAGGAUGA